Molecule: messenger RNA, 1527 nt
Organism: Frankliniella occidentalis (western flower thrips)
Lineage: Eukaryota; Metazoa; Arthropoda; Insecta; Thysanoptera; Thripidae
Product: apolipoprotein D
Exons: 5
Coding region: 238-1065 (275 amino acids)
Source: RefSeq, a predicted model, not a curated record
GAGUGGAGUAGUGGUGGUGGUGGGUGCAAAGACGCGGACGAGACCACACGAGCCGGCCCGAGUCCGAGUCCGUCAGUCCGUUGGGAGAGCGCGAGCGGCGAGGACGUGUUUGCGUGAGAGUGAGACAAGAGACACAAGAGUGUUGUGUGUGUUUUGUGUGUGCCGCCGACUGGGAGUGAAGAAGAGGCGUCCCCCUUUCUUACUGCUGGAUACGACAGACGUCAGAGAGUCGACGACAUGAUGAAGAGUCUGCUGGUCCUCGUGGCGGCGCUGGCCUGCGCGGCCGCGCACUCCUACCACCUGGGCUCGUGCCCCAACGUGGAGCCCAUGUCCGGCUUUGAGAUGGACAAGUUCCUGGGCAAGUGGUACGUGAUCCAGAAGACGUCGACGGGCAGCCGCUGCCUCGUGUACAACUUCACGCGCGUGGGCGAGGCCGAGAGGGCCGCCGGCGACUACCGCGUCGAGCAGAUCAGCGAGCACCUGCUGCUGGGGCUCACCUCGGUGGACCACAAGUACCGCUACAGCGGCCUGCUGCGCGUCAACCCGGACUCCGACUCGGCCGCCAACAUGACUGUCCAGUUCCCGCUCAGUGUCGCGGGCAGUGCCUCGUAUCGCGUGUUCAUGACCGACUACGACACGUACGCCGCCAUCUUCACGUGCCAGAGGCUGGCUUUCGCCAAUCGCCAGUCCGUCUCGAUCCUGGCCAGGAAACGCACCCUGGACAAGCAGUACAUCGAUAAGAUUCGCAACCGCAUGAGCACCCUGGGCGUGGACCCGUUCGACCUGUCCAUCAUCUCCCAGGACCGCUGCGUCGUGGAGAAGACCGAGGGCGUGGACAUCAACAUCGACGAGGACACGUUCACGGCGCAGUCCGCGGCCGGCGUCGUGCGCAAGGCCGGCGAGAAGAUCGGCGACGGCAUCGAGUACGCCGCGGACGGCGCCAAGAAGCUGUACCACACGGUCCGCGGCGAGAAGUCCGUGUCCGAGGACCAGCGCGAGCAGGUGCAGGUCAACGACCACAACCACGGCCGCUUCAGCGACCAGGACGCCGAGUGGCUGCCCUGAGCGUACCGACGCUAUGAUGGGGGGAGAGAUUCGACCUCCAAUCACCGCUCCCCUCUCCUUUGAGAAUGAACAUUUUUUUAUUAGCCAAAGAGCCUGAACAAAGUAUUGACUCACCGAGUGCCUUACGCCCGCAGAGGAACAUGUGGGGGAGAUUUACAGAGACUGCAAUUGUAAAGCGAUUUGUCUUCUGACUACGCUGGACGGAUAUUUCUCUCCGUUAUUCCUUCUUUCAUAUUGCGCUGUUUACUUGAUAAAUAUCAAAGGUGAAAGAUUGUUGAUUUUCUUGUGACAGUUGGGUUCGAAUACAAAAUAAUCUCUGUGAUAGCUUUAUAAAGAUAUGACUGUGUGUGCGUAGUUCAACCGCAGAAGAGCAGACGAGUGAAAGAAUGAAUCAAAAGAAAUUGCUAGCUACGAUGCCUCUAGAAAAAAAAAACGUUUUUAAAUAAAGUGUUGCCUGUGCCA